Biomphalaria glabrata is the source of this 1626-nucleotide messenger RNA. RefSeq lists its product as uncharacterized. NCBI's taxonomy places the organism in Eukaryota, Metazoa, Mollusca, Gastropoda, Planorbidae. The transcript is spliced from 4 exons. Bases 232 to 612 code for a protein of 126 amino acids. The record is from RefSeq and is a predicted model, not a curated record.
UCAAUGCUGGGGGUGAAAAUAAAAGUGGGUUCCAGAGAGAGAGAGAAGAAAGGAAAGAGAAUGAUAGCGAUCCGUUCCGAUUCAGUAGGCUAUUAACAGAUACUGGUAUUGACUGCCAAAAAUAGGUGGAUGGUUGAAAUGCGUCCAGUUUAUUAGAAGUUUAAAAGGAGAGAAUGUCCCGGCAUAACUAGACAGUCACAGAUUCCUUAAAUAAGCCAACAUGUGAGAUAAAUGGUUAAAGCAAUGAAAAGAGGGAAAGGAUGGACCCCUGAUGUGUAUGACUUUGUGGACAGCACACAUUUUAUUGAUGCAAACUUUGAUGAUAUAAUGAAAAAUCUGAAACCCUCAGCUAUUCCUACAAUAUUUCAGAAUGUCCAAAAGAUUAGUCAGCUAAGGAGCCUAAAAUGUUGGCCUGUUUACAAAUGUGAGAUCUUCCUUGACUACACAAGUACCUUACAGAAGAAGGCUACUCACUUGUGUUUGGAUAUGUCAGCUGUUUUGUCCCUGUGGCCCUUUUCAAGCAUGACAGAUACUAUUCUAAGCAGCUUUUUUCUCUGGAAAUUAUUCAACCACAGAAGCAGUGAGGGAUAUCUGAAAUCCAUUGCUUACUAGUCUAGAAAGACUUCCAUCCAUUGAGUGAUAAAAGAUUAAGUGUACACAACUUUUAGUAGUCACCACAUAACACAUUUUGAUGCUCAAGACAAUACUGUUCAUGAACGGUUUAUUUUUCUUUAUGCUGAGAGUGUCCAAGAAGGAAAAGGUCAAAGGUUAAUUGGACAAACAAGUUAAUAAACUUUGUCUUUGAAUCUGAAAUUGUAGAACUUGUAGAGAAAAAAAAACAACUAAGUGUUUUUUUUAAUUUACCAGGUACCAGGUACCUACUAUUCAUUUACUUUGACUGUUGACUUUAAGUUAGAAAUUAAGGAAAGAUUUCUUUGAGCUAUAUUUGUCAAUGACCAUAGGCAUUAAGAGAGUUGACACCUCAUUUUACUUUUCAACAAGAUGAUGUCUUAAAGAAAUUAAGAGCUUUUGAUGGAAUUCUGUGGUUGAAUAACAUAAGGAAUAAUCACAGGAUUCCAUCAAAAUCAUUGCAAUUUGAACAUUGUUGGUAGUGUCAAUGUUAUCAAGUUUACAUAAAGUAUUUAAGUAUAGUUCUUGGUGUUAUUACAUUAUUCAUUUUCUAGUGACCAGGCAGUGUUUUAUACCAUGAAUGAAUAUCUGUUGUAAGAGAUUUAAGGUAUACAACUCCAUCAAUAAUAUCUUUGACAAUAAAAUAUUUUGAUCAAGUUUAUAUUUGUGGAACAGAAUAUGCUAAUGUGUUAAAUGUACAUUUUUCUUUUUUUUUUUUGGAAUAACAACUGAUAUUUAGUUUUAUUUAGUAUUUUUCUACAGUAGAUGCACUGUCAUACUAAAUAGAAAUUUUAAAAAAUUAUAAUAACUUCUAAUCAAAUUGUCUCCCUUUUAAAAUCAAAUAUCUAAAUGAAUCAUGCUACUUUGAUUCUACACUAUCUACAGGACUACCAAUGUACAUUAGUUUUGAACAAAAAGUUGCUAACUUUAAAUAAUUGAUUAACUCAUUUUGAUAUUUAUGUAUACCUUGUAAUAAAAGUGGCAUUCAUUUUACAA